AGUAGGUGACGUGGCCGUUCGUGAUUGGUCGAGCAUGCUCCUUGGCAGUGGAGUCUUUGUGACUUGAAGGCUCCGGCUCGCAGAUGCAUGUGUGGCUGUGUGCAAAGGGUCCAUGAGAGGAAAGAGAAGAGAACAAACGAAAGUAGAAGACGGAAGAGCAACAAAGCAGACAUUAAAGAAGAAGAAGUUUAGGGAACUGGGAAGAUUGCAAUGUCUCCCAGCAUCUGUUCCCUGCCUGUUGUGUCCGGGCUCAGCUUGGUGGUCUUGCUGUUUUCUGUAACGAGUUUCCCUUCAUGCUUAAGUGACAGAGUCACAGAGUUUGCUCUCACAAAAAAAGAAGAGAGCGAUUUAAAAGAACAGAACAAGGAAGAGGUAGUGAGGGUGGAGGAGGAAGAUCUUGACCCCGAAGAUAUGGAAGUUUUUUAUCCAACACAUCAGUGGCAAACAGUCCGGCCAGGUCAAGCUGUUCCUGCAGGAUUACACGUGCAAUUAAAUCUUCAGACUGGAGAAAGGCUAGCCAGGCUUCCCGAUAACAACGAUGAAAAAAGUGAUGUGAAAGAUACUUCAAAAAAUAAAAGGUUGGGCCCCAUAGAUCUUGACCCAAGUUCAUUUACAACACAAGAACUCAAAAAGGCAUUGGCUAAAAUGAAGGAAAGCGUGAAGUCGGACGAUAUGCUGGAACAAAAGGCUCAUCAGGAAGAUGUCAGACGAAGGUUCCGUCCUAUUGAAAAACUUAAGGAAGAGUUUAGGGAGCUCAAUAUGCAGCUGGAAACGGAUUUUGAAAUUAUGUUUAAACUAAUCAACAGAUUCAACAGUACCACUUCAACGCUGGAAGAGAAAAUAGCGGCACUUUAUGAUCUUGAAUAUUAUGUUCAUCAGGUGGAUAAUGCCAAAGACUUGCUUUCCCUUGGUGGCUUACAACUUCUGAUUAAUGGGCUGAAUAGCACCGAGCCGUUGCUGAAGGAAUAUUCAUCCUUUGUCCUGGGAGCAGCUCUCUCUAGCAACCCCAGAGUGCAAGUAGCAGCUGUGGAUGGUGGCGCUUUGCAAAAACUGCUGGUAGUUUUGGCUACGGAUCAGUCUCUGGCUGUCAAGAAAAAGGCUCUCUUUGCUUUGUCAUCGAUGCUGCGAAACUUUCCCUAUGCCCAGCAGCAAUUCCUCAGGCUUGGAGGACUUCAAAUACUCCGAGAUCUUUGCACCGAGAAAGGCACCGAGACGCUACACGUUCGCAUUGUGACACUUCUCUAUGACUUGAUAAUAGAAAGGCUGUUGCUCAAGGAGUCUCAAGACGACGACGAGCUCUUGCAGGAGAAAACUCAGCAGUACCACCAGGUGAAUUUGACCCCCGCCAUCACAGAACAGGGCUGGUGCACCAUCAUUUCAAAUCUCUUGAAGCUGCCAGAACACGACACCAGAGAAAAGGUUCUUAAGACUGUGCAUGUGCUGCUAGCCUUCUGCAGAGACAAUUACAAAGGAGACCACGGCCUCAACCAUACGCUGCGCCUCCUUCGCCAAGAAUAUGAAGAGUUAGCAGCAGAAGAACAAAAGGAAGGGGAUGAAGACGGCUAUUUUAAGGAACUCCUUAGCUCUAUAAAUAGCAUCGCUCAGCAGCUAAAAUGAAGACUCUUGUAGCUUUGCUGAGAUGUAGAAAUUAAAUUUGGAAGGGGUUAUGCAUAAAUAAAUCAUUGGAUAAA
Molecule: messenger RNA, 1691 nt
Organism: Eublepharis macularius
Lineage: Eukaryota; Metazoa; Chordata; Lepidosauria; Squamata; Eublepharidae
Gene: SIL1
Product: SIL1 nucleotide exchange factor
Exons: 11
Coding region: 211-1617 (468 amino acids)
Source: RefSeq, a predicted model, not a curated record